This is a messenger RNA of Phragmites australis (common reed), 1348 nucleotides long. RefSeq names its product CRC domain-containing protein TSO1-like. Gene Ontology annotation, molecular function: DNA-binding transcription factor activity. The transcript is spliced from 6 exons. The coding region runs from base 72 to 1130 and encodes 352 amino acids. The record is from RefSeq and is a predicted model, not a curated record. NCBI's taxonomy places the organism in Eukaryota, Viridiplantae, Streptophyta, Magnoliopsida, Poales, Poaceae.
CCUCCUUCCCACGCGGAGCCGUGUGUGAGCGCCUCCCCUCCCUUCCCCUCCCCUCCUCCUCUCGUGCUCACAUGGAGGCCACCCCGAUCUCCGUGAAGCCGCCGGCGGCAGCGUCGGCGGCCAUGGAGCCCCGGGAAUCUCCGCCGCCUGCCACCGGAGCGUCUGAGGCGGAGCCGUGCAGCAUAAACCAGCUCGUGCUCCCUCCGGAGCCCAAGAGGCAGAAGGUGGAGGAGACUGCGGAUGGGAACGGGUGCAAGCAUUGCGCCUGCAAGAAGUCCAGAUGCUUGAAGCUCUAUUGCCCAUGUUUUGCUGGAGGUGGUUAUUGUUCUGAAAAGUGUGGAUGCCAACCAUGUUUCAACAAAGAUGCCUAUGCAGAAGCAGUUCAGACUACGCGCAAGGUGUUACUAUCAAGACAGAAGCGUAUGUCACUGAAAAUUAAUAGGAGAUCUGAGGCUAAUGCUGAAGCUAUGGAAGAUGCUCACCAUUCUUCUUCUUCAACUCCACCAAGGAGAGGUUGCAACUGCAAGAAAUCAAGUUGCCUAAAGAAAUACUGUGAUUGCUACCAGGAAGGGACCGGUUGCUCCUUGUUUUGCCGUUGUGGAGAUUGCCAAAAUCCUUUUGGGAAAAAUGAAGGUAUAAUGGCUGAGGAUAGUAAGCGCUACCUGUACACUGGUGCAGAUUUGGAUCAUAGUGAGGGUGAACAUGACUUUGUUGUGGAGCGUUCACCUCGUAUACAGUCACCUAUCUCCAAGGAUUCUUCUUUCCACCAAACCCCACCUCAUAUCAGAGCCUCAAGUAGAGACGCACAUGUAUUCCUGCAGGCAGUGUCGCAGUGUCAGGCACUGCCUCGCUCAUGGCAUUGUUCCAAGAGGAACAGCAACGACCGAGUGAUGGAUGAUUCUGCAAACUACAAAAAUUCAAAUCAUGACUGGCAACUAUCGAAGCAAGAAGACAACUACAGCAUAUCAAAAUGCGUUCAGAUCCUGAACGGCAUGGUGGAGCUGUCGCAGGUGGAGAAAUCAGUCGCCCCUGAUGUCUUCCUACAGCCUGGCAACCGGGAGAUAUUCAUCUCGCUCGGUGGCGACGUGCGGGCCCUGUGGCUGAAGCGCAAGAUCCAGCACCUGACUUAGGGCAUGAUUCCUAGUGGCGUUUUAAGCAGAGAUUGGAGGUAACAUUAAAUUAUGCUAUAAAUUAUGCAUGUCCUGCUGGUCGUUCGGCAUGUGCAGGAUCUUAGGCUUUUUCCUGUAUACUGAGAUGUAUUUCCGGAUUUCCAUGAUGUAUCGUCUUUGUAGAGCUAGCAGCUGCCAACUGAUAAACCGUUAUAAUAAAAUGAGAUUACGCACCUUCA